AUGGAAGUGGAGGAAGGUGAGCGGUUACCGUUCCUGGAUGUUGAAAUGAUUCGCUCCAAUGGGACGCUCAAGAAGAAAUUGUUCAGAAAGAAGAAGAAUAUUCCAUUUCCAGUCCCAUCACAAGUACAGGCUAAAGAUUGGAAUAAUGAGGAGCAUGAUGAUCCGAAGCCUACGCCUGACGGAUGUACAAUUCUGGGACGAGGAGCUGGACAAAUCGACGAAGAUAUUGCUCGACAAUGGCUACCCAAUCGAAUGGGACCUGGGGCCGUGAAGUGGAUUGACAACCUCGCUGCGAUGCUCACGACUAGGGUUCGAGUCCCGUUGAAGGGGUUCAUGCGAUGA
Protopolystoma xenopodis is the source of this 342-nucleotide messenger RNA. NCBI's taxonomy places the organism in Eukaryota, Metazoa, Platyhelminthes, Monogenea, Polystomatidea, Polystomatidae. The record is from the annotation of a GenBank genome assembly.